Molecule: messenger RNA, 1860 nt
Organism: Odontomachus brunneus
Lineage: Eukaryota; Metazoa; Arthropoda; Insecta; Hymenoptera; Formicidae
Product: UPF0764 protein C16orf89 homolog
Exons: 7
Coding region: 208-957 (249 amino acids)
Cellular component (GO): membrane; cytosol
Source: RefSeq, a predicted model, not a curated record
AUUUUUUUAUGACUUAACUGAUAAAACGAAUUACGUUUAUAUUAGUUUCGAUAAAAUACAACAUUUAAUAUAUGAGAUAUAAAGGUAUGUCGCUUUAGGAGGCCUAUGUCGCUUUAGGUUACUUUCCUCUAUAUAUUGACCGUUUCAGAAAGAAAACUAAUUGCCUUAUACAAAGUUCUCGAUUACAUCUACAAUAAAGUUCAGCAGAUGAAUGUUGAUGUAACUUUCGGUAUUACUUUAACUGAAGCUAAUUUGGCGGCAGCACUUUUGCAUGAGAAUGUGUGGUAUUUGGAAAACAGAUUUCUUAAUGCUCUUGAAGAUAUAAUUGUACUGUGCGAUUUAACUCGAAGAAGUUUGAUGAAUGUCGUUAUUCCGAAAAACGAAAACGAAUUUUUGUUGCAAUCAGUCUUAAAUAAUCCUGAUUUAUGGAUAAAACCUAUAUCAUGGACAAGGAUCUUUUCAAGAGUGAGAUUCAAUUCUAGCCGAUCGUUUAAUUACUUGGGUAUCGUUAAUUCGAUUUGGCGUGGAACACCUAAUGAAACGGAAAGUGAUCGGUGUUUAAUGAAAAUCGUGCAUAGUAGUUUACAUGGAGGAUGUCGGAUUCCCGAAAUUUGUAUCCAAAUAUUAAACAGAGAUGACGACCCGAUGGGAUAUCCUCUUACUCAUAGAUUGCUCAUCAUCCAGAUUGCUAAAGCGCUUGGUUGUCGAGAAAGUAAAUUGGCACCAUUUUCCUAUUUGGUGUCUACGUAUUGCGCCAAGAUUCUUCAACAUCUUGCUAAUCUUGAAGCGUGGAGUUUCCCAAGCGUGGCACCAGAUCUUGCGACUGAGCAAAUUGUUCUGUGCGGUAUGGAGGGUUACUACGAGUUCGCCGAUAAACAUUAUGAAGAUUUGAUAUUGAGUUGGCCGCAUCAGAGUGGUUGUUUCAGUGCAUUUAGACUGUGUAAAUAUGGCAAUUAGAAUUUCGUCUUGAAACUUCGUAACUUUUCAUGUACAACCUUCUAGACCAGAGCUCGGAAUUAGUUAUCCAUUUCGGCCGAUUCUCGAGCUACGCCUUCUAUCUUCCUUUUCCCAUAUAGGAUUUUACUAUUGACCUAAUAAUGGUCCAAGAUUGGUUGCCAGAUCAUCUAGCGCAGUAAUGACGACUAUGCCUGGCCCACCAAUGGGAAUACUAUGGAAUGAUAACUUCGGCCCAGUACUGGCAAAUGGUACUGGCCCAACCGUUGUUAGCUAAUACUUCCCCAGCAUUGGCAGUACAAUCGGUUAUUAAUGAUUAAGUACUACCAAUUCAGUAAUUUAGUAAUUUUUUGGCCAGUAUUUCUAGUAAAUACUGAUAAUAAAAUUACUGUUAAAUAUUGAUAGUAAUCAAAUAUUGAGAAUUAUUGUGCAAAGAUGAAAAAUGAGAAAAUCAUAAUAUUAUAAAAAUAUAUUUGUAAUUUUUAAUUUUCUCAUGUCUCAUAAAUCGCUAAGAACUAAAGAUUGUUAACAACACGUUCCAAACUUUCGCGAAUCCUUCCUCGAUAAUUUCGAUCCCAAACGGUAAUACCGGUUACCCACCCAUGUCCUGACCGCGUCAAGAAGUAUGGCUACGGUAAAAUUUCCAAAAAAUUGAAAACAUUUUUUUGUUUAAACGGUACUUUAUUUUCGUAAAAAUAAAUUGCAAUUCGAUUUAUAACGAAAAAAUAUUUUUUAACGAAGUUAGAGCGAACAUUGUAAGGUAUGAUACAGCAUCGCUAAGCAUAUUGGAGGGCACCGUGGCGCGAAUUGAGCAAAGAUGAACUGCUUACUUGUUGUUUAGGAGGUUACACCCAAAAUAGCGACGAAAGUUUUAAUUUAUUGUAUGGAGAGUCUGGUACCGAAGAG